AUGAAUAUGUUGGAUGAUGAAGAUGACCAAAGCUUUCACGCUACGCGUGACCGCAACUCCCAUUUGAGCGAUGUCGAAUGGGAUGCGGUUGAACGGAUGGGUUCAACCAUGGGCAUCCAUGCUGUAAGCGUCAUGCUAGAGGCUCUCAGUAGGGAUGCCCAACAUUCUGCUAUCGCCAAGUUCAUUCAAAAUGAACUUGACGCUGAACGCGAGAAAUUUGAACUGUUGAGACAGCAGCAGGCUGCUGCUGGUGGGUCGAUGCACUCGCGUCGGCCCGAAACCUUGAAGAUUGACAUCUCCAAGUAUAGGGGAGUCGAAGAGGACUCCCUCUUGAGAUGGUUCGUCGAAUUGGAUGACGCCAUAAGGGCGCGUCGCAUCGACGACGGGGAUAUGCAAGUUGAAUUUGCCCAGUCAAAUCUGGCAGGACGUGCCAAGACUUGGGCACUGGGGCUCAAGUUGCACGACCCAUAUGCGUUUGGGUCGUUGGAAGUCUUCAAGUCGCGGCUCAGACAAACGUUUGAACCGCCUAGAGCUGAGUUCAGAGCUCGAACCGAACUCUUGAAGCUCAAGCAGGGUAAGCGUGAUGUGCACGCUUACGCGCAACAUAUACGACAUCUCACGAGUUGUAUAAGUUCCAAUCCGGUGGAUGAAUACACGCUGGUUUCGGUGUUCAUGCAGGGUCUUGCGGAUGGUCCCGUCAAGACUCACCUGUUCCGAUCUGAACAAGAUUCACUAGAACAAGCCAUUUCCAUUGCGGAACAGGAAGACUUCAGUCUGAGACAGGCUCGCGCCAGCUCGACAUCGUAUCGUCAACCGAGACGAUAUGACAACGGAGGUCCAGAGCCGAUGGAACUCUGUUAUGUAGAGAGCGAGAAGGCUCGCUCUACAGGCUACAAGAAGUUGCAGAAAUGCAACAGAUGUCAGAAGACAGGACACUACGCUUACGAGUGUAGUGCCCCUCGUCCAGUGUCUCGCGACACUGGGCGUAGUGACCGUCCACCCAUGAGAAAGGGGCAGGGACGAGGGUCCGCUGUUGGUGCAAAGACGCAACAACGGGAUGGACCGUCAAAAAACCGACAGGAUCAGUAG
Peronospora matthiolae is the source of this 1089-nucleotide messenger RNA. NCBI's taxonomy places the organism in Eukaryota, Oomycota, Peronosporomycetes, Peronosporales, Peronosporaceae. The record is from the annotation of a GenBank genome assembly.